Molecule: messenger RNA, 1245 nt
Organism: Notechis scutatus (mainland tiger snake)
Lineage: Eukaryota; Metazoa; Chordata; Lepidosauria; Squamata; Elapidae
Source: RefSeq, a predicted model, not a curated record
GGCUCCCAUCCUCCAAGUCAUUUCAGGUCCAGUUGAGCUUCCUCAAACAAGAUGGCGGCUUCCGCGGAGCAUCCCUUGCCUGAGCCUGCCAAGCCCUUACUCGGGCUUCUAAAUGGUAUCGCUCAGGCCACCUUUUAUGGCAACACAGAGAUCACGGAGGAGCUGCUGCGGGAGCAGCUUUACCCGGAAACGGCAUCUCAGGAAUUUGGGGUUCUGCUGGCUAAAAUGAAAGGAAUCGUCAAGGAAUCUGAGCUUUUGACCAUGGAAUUUGAUGAGACUGAAUUGAAUGAAAUGUUGAAGAAACUUUCAGAGAUUGAAGACAGCAUUAUUUCUCUGACCCAAGCACCCUGACUUUUCAGUUAAAACAGUGUUUGAUUCAUACACUGUAUGCAUAAGGUUGGCCUUAGUUACACGUGUACAUUAUCCUGGACAUCAUGCUGUUCUUUCAGCAGUAUUUGAAAACUUAUAAAUAUGGGAUCAAAGAAGAAGAAAAAAUAUAACUGAGGCAUUCAGACUGAUGUACAUAUUAAAACAAAAGAACAUCGCUGGAUUCAUUGAAAGAAAAUACUGCUCCAGAAAAAUGUAGAAUUUGUAUAAUAAAAGAGCAAAUAUAUUCACCUUUCCAUUAUUGACAUCACUGUGUGAUUUAUUUAUCCAGCCACUGAAAAACAAUUUGUAGCAAUGGCUGCUGUAUAUUUGUAGAACCAGGAGAGGGAAUUCCAUUUAAAAAAAUUGUCUUUCUUAUUUGCUUCAUAUUUUCAUCAGUUCAGAAAGUGUUGUUACUUGAAGAAAAUGAAACAGUAGUGUAUUUUAGUUUCAUCUUCUCUUUCUGGGACCUUGUGGGAAAUUGUAGAUUCCAUGUUAGAAAUAAUUCUUUAGUUAUUAACUAAUAUUUAGUUAUUAACUAUUCUGUUGCAUUAGGGUGCAAUACAUCUUCCAUCUCUGUAGCACAAAACCUAGCUAUAGACACUAUAACAAAAGGUGGUCAUUUAAAAAAAGCUAUAUAGCAUUCAUUUGCAAUAGAAAGUAAAUACUGUAUGUAUUCACAAGCAUUUUCAGCAUUAACUGUUUCAUUAUCUCAGCAGUAUGGUAUUGAAUACUUCAGAAUUUAUUGAAAAUGUAGAGUAUAUGGACAAAACAUUAAAAAGAAAUGGGUAUCAAAUCUAGAAUGUCUUAAUGCUUCCAAUCUAAAUUCUUUUAUGCCAAACCACCUUCUCUUCCACUUAGUUUUCUUGUGCUACUCAG